Molecule: messenger RNA, 1563 nt
Organism: Kockovaella imperatae
Lineage: Eukaryota; Fungi; Basidiomycota; Tremellomycetes; Tremellales; Cuniculitremaceae
Product: major facilitator superfamily domain-containing protein
Exons: 7
Coding region: 1-1563 (520 amino acids)
Biological process (GO): transmembrane transport
Cellular component (GO): membrane
Molecular function (GO): transmembrane transporter activity
Source: RefSeq, a predicted model, not a curated record
AUGGAUAACAAGAGGGACGUUUUCGAGGGAGAGUCGCCUCCGGUAGAGUACUCCGAUACCUCUGGCGGCCCCGAUUCAGAUCCUCAACCCGUCUCAUUGCUCUCUUGGACAUUCUCAUUCGCCAAGGUAUUCCUGCUGCUUCUAUCCUAUUUCCUUUCACAGUAUGAUAAAUUCAUCAUCUCGUACUUUCAGCAAGAUGUCGUGGUGGACCUCAACAUUUCCUCGGCAGGAUAUGGAGCGCUCACAGGCUACGGAACAUCCGUCCUCUCCUCUUUCGCCGUCAUACCCAUUGCUAUCUUCACAGAUAGCUCUCAGGCCAGAGUAUGGGCUUUGACCAUCACGAUUCUUUGGUGGUCCCUCAUGGUGAUAUUUCAAUCUUUAUGUCAUGAAUUCUGGCAAGUCAUCCUGGCGAGGUUGGCAAUGUUCCUAGGUCAAUCAGCCAGCGAAGCGCUCGCAGUAUCUCUCAUUGCCGAUAUACUACCCGCUCGAUUCGUCGGUAUCGGCGAGAGUGUCCUCUACGUCGGUGUAUACAUUGGCGAAGCCAUCUCGUCCAGGAUCUCGUCCGUCUUCAUUGAACAGGAUAAGAGCUGGAGAUUGGCUUUUCGAGCUAUCGGCAUCACGGGCCUUGUAUUGGCUGUAGCUACUCGAUUGAUCGUUCGGGAACCUCAAAACAAGCGGAGAAUCAUCCUUGGUCACGCUCAGAGCCCUGGACGACACUUGAUAGCUUCAAUCUCGGAAGUAUGGCAAACUGCGAGGUAUAUCAUGGCGCUGGAGUCGUUCUGGAUCAUCACGUUCAGUUGCGCCUGGAGGCAGUUUGCAGGCAACAUCUUUGGGUACUAUCUACCAACCCUUCUGCAGCUUCAGUAUCCCGAUCAAGUCGCCUACGAGGUCGCUACCUAUGGCACGAUUGUCGGCGCCGUCGGAUCCACUGCCUGCAUGACUGGCGGUAUCCUUACCUCUUUCCUCAGUCCUCGUUACCCCAAUAUUGCUCUACACCUCACAGCAUGGGGAGGAGCGAUAUCCUGGCCAUUCGUAGUGACCUUGACUUUUAGUCGAACGCUCGCCUCGACACCUGAAGGCGGACUCAGGAUUCUUUUUGGCUGUCUCUCUGCAGCUUACAUCACGGCAGAGCUCUGGCUAGGCGCCAUGGCUUCCUUGAUCGUUUCACUCCUCCCUAUACGGUACAAGACACUAGGGUAUGCCAUUUUCGCCCUUAGUCAACUCCUCAUUUGGUCCGCUGGACCAGAAAUCGUCAGUAUCGCUCAGUAUCGCGCGGGAGUCGAUACGAGCGAUAUCCCGAGUUAUAUAGAGACGACACGGAUCAUUCUGUGCGUCCUGAUACCCUUUGGAUACUGCGCUUGUGCGUUUGGGCUAGGGAUCGUCAUCUUCACUGGCAAAUUCAAGCGGGAUCUCGCUCGUGUUCGGGCAGCAGCGAGCGAGCAUGCCACGAUUGAAGAUGUGGCUUUGAGUAAGAAGAGGACAGGCGCAUUUGGGAUAGGUCUGGGCGUACUCGGAGCUAUUGUCGUUGGUCUGACGGCUACGUCUUAUGCUCUGGGUACUUGA